AUGGACUCGAAAUCUCAUCAGUGCUCAAUAUGUAAGAAAUCUUUUUCAAGACCAAGUAAACUUCAACAUCAUAUUGCUUAUCAUCAUGAGAAAAAGUUUUCAUUUGAAUGUAUUCAAUGUGGCAAACCAUAUUCAAAUCAAGAUCAUGUUAAUCGACAUUAUCGUACUGUACAUCAACAAGAAAAUAUAACAACAAAAAAAUUUAAUUGUAUGAUUAAUAAUUGUACAAAAACAUUUGCUAAUAAACAAAAUCUUGAUCGACAUAUUAGAAUAGCUCAUAAAAAAUCAAAAUUAAAAUCAAUUAAAUGUUUAUAUUGUUUUGAAUAUGUUGAAUCAUUAGAAUCACAUUUAAUUCUUAAACAUAAUUCGACUUCAAUAGAUAAAUUAAAAUGUCUUGAUUGUUCUAAAGAAUUCUCAUCAAUAAAAAGUUUAAUUCAUCAUCGUAUUAUUCAUACAGAUCAUCCAUUGGCCUUGCGCGUUUUAUACGAUGAACGUCGAGAACUCGAUGUUCAAUGGACAAUGAAUAGAUUAUUAGAUGAAAUAGAACGACAACAAGUGUUUAAAUGUGAUUUAUGUAAUCGAAUAUUUCGUUCAUUAUUUCAACUUGAUCAACAUCGUAAUAGUAAAAUUCAUCAAGAUGAAUUUAUAUGUCAAUAUCCUAAUUGUGGAAAACGAUUUCUUUAUAUGAGAAAUCUUCGACAUCAUGCCAAAAUUCAUCAUGAAAAUAUUUCACGUUUACCAUGUCCAAUGAAUUCUUGUUCAAAAACAUUUACAUGUCAAGCAUCAAUUUGUCGACAUUUAAGUAAAUGUCAUUCAUCUAAUGAUAUUAUUGAACAAAUAAAUACUAAACAAAAACAAAUUCAUCGUCGACAAUCGAAUAUUCAAAGUUUAUUAAGUGGUUUUAAUAGUCGAAAACUUAAUCAAGAAAAUGAAAUUUCAAAACAAAUGAAACAUUUAUUAAAACUUUUAUUAACUGAUGAUAAUCUGGUAAACAUACCAGAUGAAAAUAUGGAUACAAAUAUGAAUGAAAAUUCAUUUGAUCAAGAUUUAUUAAAUGGUUAUCAUGAUAUAGGACUUGUUGAAUUGUGA
This is a messenger RNA of Rotaria sordida, 1089 nucleotides long. The record is from the annotation of a GenBank genome assembly. NCBI's taxonomy places the organism in Eukaryota, Metazoa, Rotifera, Eurotatoria, Philodinida, Philodinidae.